AUGGCGGCUGCUCCUGAGAAGAGGCAGUCUACUGCCAGCGUUCGCCUCACUCGAGAGGUGACCAUCGAGAUUUCCGUGCCUGACAAGGCUCUCACCCCAACUGUGGGCGUCUAUGCCGUUCCGACCAACGCCACGUCGGUAACCAGCAUCACAUCGAACCCGCACUCAGACAAGACGACGACCAAUCCCUUUGACGCCGACAUUGAGGCUCUCAACUCGCACAGCUCCCUCGACAAGCCCAUGCGGAAAAGCGUCACACUGGAUGCAAAGAAGGAUUGCCAGGUCUGGCCCGGCAAGGACCAUUGGGAGCGACAGGCCAAGCAGGCCAAGAUGCAGCGCAACAACUGCGCCUGCAUGGCCAAACUGAGCCCUCGCAACAAGAUCAUUGUUAAGGUCCUCAUCAUCGUGCUGGUCGUGGGCGUCGCCGUCAGCGUUGGCUUUGGCAUCAGCAAGCCUCUCGGCGCACCCCUCUGGGGCAAGAAGUCGGACGACUAA
Trichoderma reesei QM6a is the source of this 495-nucleotide messenger RNA. RefSeq lists its product as uncharacterized. The record is from RefSeq and is a predicted model, not a curated record. NCBI's taxonomy places the organism in Eukaryota, Fungi, Ascomycota, Sordariomycetes, Hypocreales, Hypocreaceae. The coding region runs from base 1 to 495 and encodes 164 amino acids. The transcript has a single exon.